Mercenaria mercenaria is the source of this 448-nucleotide messenger RNA. Its product is annotated as serine protease inhibitor Cvsi-2-like. The transcript has 3 exons. Lineage: Eukaryota; Metazoa; Mollusca; Bivalvia; Venerida; Veneridae. The record is from RefSeq and is a predicted model, not a curated record. The coding region runs from base 95 to 373 and encodes 92 amino acids.
GUCAUGGCAAUAGCGUGACAUACAGCAACAUAAAAGCUUCUAGGCCUAACGGUCUUCACAUUUCAAAACUGAAAUUCCACAUCUACACAUUGAGAUGAAAGUCAUACUCAUUAUCUGCGCAGCACUAUGUGUUGUUAGCAUCUAUGCUGAAGACUGUCCCAACAACAACGUUCAACAGGAGUGUACACACUUACAGUGUUCAUAUGGCUAUACUUUAGCAUGUGUGAACAAUGUUUGUACUUGCAACCCUAACCAGGCUACUUCCUGUACCACCCAAGCUGAAUGUAUGAGUAACACAAACCUACCGACCUGCAACCGAGGAUGGCAUUGUGUUGAUAAUGUAUGUCGAUGUGGUGGAAACUGGGGCAAAUAAUGUUGCUGCAGUUAUUGCUUUCAAAAGAAAAAAUAUUGAAGCUAUUACAAUAAAACAACUGCUGUAAGAAUUACA